GGGCGGAGGAAAAUCGCUGUGUUAAGGAAGGGGCAAAAGGAUUUCGUUUGAGAAGGGGGGGGAACCGCGAAAAAACAUGGUUAGAUGCCACGAAGUAGGUGGCAGUGCCUUAUCCGUAUGCGUGUUGUAUAGGCCACUGGGGCCUCUUCCAUCCUUAUCAAGGGGAGUGCUAACCUUCUCUCCUUUCAUACAACACGAUACCGCGGUUCCUUAUGGCUCUAUUUAAACCUUCAAAGAGCGCUUCCUCUUGCAGACAGGGUGAGCACUAUUUCCUGACCUUAUCUUCGCUCUGCAAAAGCUUUUACCUGUUCCCCAAAAGAAUUAAGCUCUUUCAAGUGUUUUAAAUCCUGUGGGCUCCGUUAAAUGACGCAAAUGCGUUCUGUUUACAGAGUAAUUAAUAUAUUCAUCGCCUCCAUCCAAUCAGAGUGCAGGCACUGGAGCGUUUUUGACGGCCGCAUCGCUCUGACCGGUGGAGGGCGCCUCUGCUCCACCUCGUUAACGGCGGCACGGUGCCAGAGAACCUCUGGGGACUUAGGGUUCGAUUCCCGUCUAGGCUGCAUUUCAGGGAACAGAAAACUGGAGCAGCCCGAGCACAAGAUCCAUUUCGGGGAGGACUCAGUGCCACGGGGCUGGAGGAGCGGGGAGCAGCCAGACCUGCCGAUCUGCCUUUAUUCGACACGGGGCUCGCAGGUGGGAAGCCAGCGGUGUGUGGAAGCUGGGAGGACAGGCAGCCCGUGCCCCCAUGCUCUCAGGACACAUGCCUGGAGGUGCCCAUGGGAUCCUGUCUCUGCUGACCGUGGUGUUUGUCCUCCCAGAGGUGUCUGGGCUCCAGUGCUACGGCUGCAACAUCAUUGUUGGCACCAAGUACGUGGACACGGGGUGCUCGAACCCAGAGGUGAUCACCUGCUCACACUCCCAUCAGGGCUUCAAACACCGCUUCUGCAUUAAGACUGAAAGUGUGGUCCUGGGCAUCCUGCUGACCAGCGGCUGUGCCACCUCCCGUCACUGCCAGCAGCAGGAGCUGCCGGGAGUCCGCAUCCACUGCUGUGACACCGAUCUCUGCAAUGGCUCUCCCCAGCCUCCCCCCAGCCUUGCUGGCGGCUGCCUCCUGCUGCCCAGCCUCCUGGCAGCCCUGCUGCUCUCCUGAGCUCCCCGAGGCUGGGGAGUGAUGAUGUGUGGCCCUGGGAGAGGAUGGGAGAGGGGAUGAACCCGCCCCUGCUUGCCCUUCUCCUCAAUAAAAGCCACCGAAUGCUUUGCUCUGGAGAGACC
This is a messenger RNA of Centrocercus urophasianus (Greater sage-grouse), 1269 nucleotides long. RefSeq names its product ly6/PLAUR domain-containing protein 1-like. The coding region runs from base 743 to 1147 and encodes 134 amino acids. NCBI's taxonomy places the organism in Eukaryota, Metazoa, Chordata, Aves, Galliformes, Phasianidae. The transcript has 4 exons. The record is from RefSeq and is a predicted model, not a curated record.